AGUUUCAGUCAAGGUUUUAAAACUGAAGGUCGGGUGGUGCUCGUUAGGGCCGUAAUGGAAAAUAUCAGCGAUGAUGAAUUGCGAUCAGCUUUAUCUAGAUAUUUAGAUGUCGUUCCACCAGUGACAGAAUCAACUCGAGCAACUUUGAUUGCUAAGCUGAAAAAGUGCAUAUCAAAUGGUUCUGAGAGUUUAAUAAAGGAUACUCCACAAAACGUCGUAGAUAAUCCUAUCACCAUAACGGAAGAUAGACCAAUACAGACUAUAAUUUCCGAUAAUAGUCGUGAAUCACCGAAAUAUGAGACGACUGAGGUACUAGAAAGACCUUUAUCUACUAAAGAGCUAUCUGCAAGUUUUAUGAAUGGAUUACCAAUACAAAACCACUCAUCUCCCAUACUAGAAUGCGUUUCUCGACUCCCAAGUUAUCGUCGUCGAUCUAUACAUCCAGACCGACCAGGAAUAGAUGACCCCUACGCUGAUGAUUUGGCUUGGUUUCCAUCAUUAUCAUCAACAAAAUGUCGUGAACAGACCAACAAACAAAAGACGUUUCAAAACACGAAAGGAAUCCUCAGGGAAAAUCUUAUGAAGUCUUUUUUGUAUGUCAGCAUUGGUUUAAUGUCUGUCAUUCUCGAUAGUUGCUUUUCCUCCCUCUCUAAGUUAACGAGUAAGUUGAUUGUCUUUUAUGUUUAGUUUUUGCACGUAUUUGUGGUCAACUAAGAUUAGACAGAAUCAACCUUACCUCCAGGUUUAUUUUUUGUUAUGGUAAAAAAAUUAUGUUCUUCUAACUUAACUGAGAAAAUUUGGGCACUAGUGUGAUACUGUCUCAAUUUAGGUGGAAAAACUUUGAAACGUCAGUCGGGCAAGACUUACAAGAUAAGUAAAAGUCAGAGUCAGGUUUAGACCACAAAUAGACGUGUAACAAAAAUUGUGAAGGUUCAGAAAUGUUAGCGACUAAAUCUUUGUCGCUUACCGUUCUCGAUCAGUGGUUUUCAUUCUUUAGUGAGUUUCAACUACGAAGUCUACAUUUAUUAUUGUACCUCAAAGGAAUGGUAGGCGACAUUAUGGAAUAAUCCGAUUUCACGGUGUGCUUAAUUCAAAUAUUUCCAUAUCUUAAUUAUUUCCUAACGUUCGACAUUACAGGUGUGUGAUCAUAUUAAACAUCAAUCACCUGGGUCAGUUGGGGUAAGUUCUCUACUCAUCGGCUUAAUUUGGCAGUUUGUCUCACUUAUUCAAACAACACUUCACCAUAGGCAAGUGCGCUUGGCACGUCAAUGUGACAGUUACGGUCAGGUUUUAUUUUGUUAAUUACUACGACUGAGAUUUCUUCGUUUUAAAUUCUGUAUCUUAACCAUUUACCAAUAUAAGAUAAUACUGAAUUUUAGUGUUGAUCCGGUUGACAUGAUACUUCAACGGUUUUUACCAACUGACAGUCGUACUCGAUUUGAAAAUAAGCAGUGUAGAAUCAGUAGCUUACGCAGGAUCAUCACCUAAUGAGGUUCUCUAUUGGUUUUGGAAUGUAGAAUCUUGUACGGCGAUAAUUCGAAAAUAGUACAGCUGAGGCAAACCAACUUCUUCAAAUUAUUAAGAAAAUUUGCACGAUCUGGGUUUCCAAGUUGUCGCGUUAAGCUAGCUGCCAAUGAAUCCAUGCAUCGGCUUGGUUUAUAUAGUUAAUUGAGCCUCAAAGCAAAGUAAACCGUAGGUCUUCCUGUUCUACGGUUUUUGAAUAAACACAAGAAACGCUGUGUUCCUCUUGAAUAUCCUUAUAACAAGGAUAAAUUCCCACAAUAAGUUGUACACUAAAACUGGGUUUGUAUGUUUGACUGAGUGUACACCAAGUAUCUCACUCUAAGACAUUUAAACGUCAUGCUUGUUCAGAGUAAAGAAGACAAGGAAUCGGUAACUACUUGUAGUAUGUGCCCACGAAUAAUGUUUACCAAUAUAAUGACUUGUAGACGUUUACGUUAUAGGUAAAUUAUCAAUUCACAAAUAAGAUUUAUAAUUUAUUUGCGAUUAUUCAAUUGAAUUGAUGUAUGACUAACCACUUUUUUCAAAUUUAUUUUUUCUAGAUGUCGUAUCCACUUGUAUACCAUCCUUAAGGAUCUGUCUUUGUGUCAUUUUAUUUGGAUUGCUUUUAUGUGGACUGUAUAAGAUUCUACUCGGGGAUCCAUUUUAUCAUAAUCCCGUGGAGGAUCUAUAUAACAUCAUACAGUUUCCUUUUGUUAAGUAGGCAUUGUUUAAUUUAUACUGGGGUGGCUUUGUAGUCCCGGUUCAACAUUCUUUAGUGUAUUUUUUAAAAUAGCUUUUUCUAACCGUUUUGUACUAUACUGUUUACUUUUGUAUAUGUACUCAGUGUAAUAAAACAUGAAUGUUCUGGUGU
Messenger RNA from Schistosoma spindalis, 2374 nucleotides. The record is from the annotation of a GenBank genome assembly. NCBI's taxonomy places the organism in Eukaryota, Metazoa, Platyhelminthes, Trematoda, Strigeidida, Schistosomatidae.